AUGGAUUCGUUUCGAGCACCUUUCUACCUUGAUAACAAACGUUGGUUUGUCACUUGUGCUUAUAAUCCAAGAUUUCGUGCGAUCUGGCUUCAUACGACACCGAUAUAUGGUAUUGAAUAUAAUUCUCCGAUAAGAUGUGAAGUAUCAUGGAUAGACAAUAUUUGUCGCAUUACUCAACGACCAAUCCAUGAAGAAGUUAACAUCAUUGCAGAUGAGACACCAUUCGGUAUACUCAAUCUCUGCGUAUAUCGCAUUGAAAAUCGAGGAGCGCAACAUCUUGCUGAUGCCUUGCAACAUAACACGGUAACUUAG
This is a messenger RNA of Adineta steineri, 312 nucleotides long. Lineage: Eukaryota; Metazoa; Rotifera; Eurotatoria; Adinetida; Adinetidae. The record is from the annotation of a GenBank genome assembly.